Molecule: messenger RNA, 2162 nt
Organism: Silurus meridionalis
Lineage: Eukaryota; Metazoa; Chordata; Actinopteri; Siluriformes; Siluridae
Product: myosin-11-like
Exons: 1
Coding region: 61-2154 (697 amino acids)
Source: RefSeq, a predicted model, not a curated record
AGGGAACAAUGUAGGAUAAUUGUUGAAGACACAAACCAGCAGAAGGCUACAUUGGAGGGGAUGAUUGGUGAAAUGGAAAUACAAAGGCUAGACAUUGAAAGAAACAAAGCCCUUCUCGAGAAAGAGAAGAAUGAUCUCGAAAAAAGAAAGAUGGAUUUGGAGGAAAAAGAGAUGCAAAUGCAGACACAAGAAGUGGAAAGAACUGUCAGAGAAAGAAUGAAGCAGGAGAGAGAAGAAUAUGAUCAGUUGAUGAAAGAAAUUACCCUGCAGAAGCAAAAUGUUGAAAUGCAAAUGUCUAUAAACAACAAUUGGAAAAAUAAUCUAGAAGAAAUGGAGGUGAAGCUGAAUGUGGAGCAAGAAGCCAUCAGUUUGGAAAAGCAAGAGAUACAGAAUGAGAGGAAGAUAUUUGAACAAUCAAGAUUAGCCAUGCAGAGCGAAAUGCAGGACAUGAAGAAUUCUUUGGAAAAAGUCUUGAGGGAAAUAGAAAAUCUUGAUGAAAUCAAGACAAGAUUAGCACAGGAAAAAGAACAAAGUAGCAAUAUUGCUGACAAUACAAACAAACAGAAGGAUUUAUUGGAGAAGAUGGCGGUAGAAAUAGAAAUGCAAAAGCAAGAAACUAAGACAUACAAAGCCCUUCUUGACCAAGAACGAAAUGACCUUGAAAUAAAAAAGUUAGAUUUGGAAGAAAGAGAGAUAAAAUUGCAACUUCAAAUCAGAAAACAACUGGAAAAAGAAGACAGUGACAAACUGGCAACAAAAGACCAGAGAAACGCAUUGGAAAAAGAAAUGAGUAGAAUCAACCAACAAAAAGAAGAGGUUGAAUAUGAAAGCGAAAACUUACUGAAGAAGUGGAAAGAACUUGACAAUCUAAAAGAACAGAUAGAAAAAGAGAAGAAUGAAAUGGAAAAAGUCAAAAUCAAGUUGUUAACAGACAAACUGCUCCUUGACCAAAAGGAGAUGGAAAUGAAUGAACAAAAGCAAUUUCUGGAAAACAGUUCAAAAGAAAUAAAAAGAGAAAGAACAAGUCUGGAAGAGAUGAAAUUGAAUAUUGAAUUACAGACACAAGACAUAGACAACACAGUCAGGAUCAAGAUGAAGCAAGAGAAAGAGGAACUUGAUCAGUUCAUGAAUGAAAUUACUUUGCAAAAACAAAUUCUUGAAGAGCAAAGGUCUAUAAACCACAAUCUAAAAAAUGAACUAGAAGAAAUGAGGGUGAAAAUAAAUGUGGAACAAGAAGCCAUCAGUCUUGAAAAGCAAGAGAUACAGAAUGAAAGGAACAAAUUUGACCAAGAGAAAAACGACCUUGAAAUGAAAAAGCUGGAUUUGGAAGAAAGAGAAAUGGAGAUGCAACUGCAAAUCAAAAGUCAGUUAGAAAAAGAAAACAGUAACAAACUGAAAAUGGAAGAACAGAUAAAUGAAUUGGAAAAACAAAUAAGUAAAAUCAACCAACAAAAAGAAGAGGUCAAAAAUGAGAGAGAAAACUUACAGAAGAGCUGGACAGAACUUCAUACUCUCAAAGAACAGAUAUAUAAAGAGAGGGAUGACAUGGAAAAAAUAAAAAACACUGGGAAACUACUCAUUGACCAAAAGGAAAUAGAAGUGAAGCAAAAAAAGCAAGAUCUUGAUGAGCUAAUAUCUAUAAACAACAAACUAAAAAAUGAUCUUGAAGAAAUGCAGGUGGAACUAAAUGUGAAACAAGAAGCUAUCAGUUUUGAAGAGCAAGAGAUACAGAAGGAGAGGAACAUGUUUGAACAAUUAAAGGCAUCAAUGCAGAGUGAAAUGCAGAAAAUGAAAAAUGACCUGGAAAAGGCCACGAUGGACAUAGAAAAUCUAAAAGAUAUUAAGAGAAGUUUAGCACAGGAAAGAGAAAAAUGUAGCAUGAUUGUUAAAGAAACAAACGAGCAGAAUGAAUUCUUGGAGAAGAUGGCUGCUGAAUUAGAAUCGCGAAAGAAAGACAUUGAGACAAACAAAGCACUUCUUGAGAACGAGAAAAAUUAUCUUGAAAAGAAAAGGCUGGAUUUGGAGGGAAGAGAAAUGGAAUUGCAACUACAAAUCAGAAGUCAUUUGAAAAAGAAGACUGUGACAAACUGGAAAUGGAAGAACAGAGACAUAAAUUGGAAAAAGAAAUGUGGAGAAUCAACCAACAAAAAGUAGAGGUUGAA